AUGGUCCUCUUCCCAUUACUAUUCUUACUCUUCUUCCGAAGAGUAGCCCAUACUCUCACGUUCCCUCCCUCCUCCUCCUCCACAACUACAGUACUCUUUUGUCUUCAACCAUUCGUGCCUGAAAACGCUCAUGUUAUAUUCAAUGAGCCCGGACCGUAUGCCAGAGAUACUGUCGCCAAGUACAGCUGCGCCUUGGGAUUUGACCUAAUCGGUUCAGAAGAGCGCACUUGUCUAUCCGAUGGCUCCUGGUCUGACGAACCGCCCAUUUGUGCAAUCGACGUGGCAUUCAACAAGCCAGUGACUCAAUCAUCCGGUAAUGUGGCGAUUGCACUCGGUGGCAAUAUGUGUACAAUGACUAAUGACGAGUCGAAGUCGUUUUGGGAAGUGGAUCUACUCGGGGAUUAUUCAAUACGGUCGUUAUCGAUGAGAUUGGGAACCAAGUCGAGUCCGAUUGUGUCGGUGGAGGCGAUUGAGACAGGCGGUGCGGUUCAUCAAUGCAUCGUGGACUCCUCCCUCUUCACAAUUAACACCACCACCUCGAUCAGUUGCUUAUACGACAAUAUCUCUCGUCUCCGAAUAACAGCCACUCGUCGUCUACAUCUCUGCCAAGUCAACGUAUACGCAGUGAAUGCCGUCUCGCCAUGGCAAUGUGCACAGAGUCAGAUGGAAGUUGUUGGAGUGUUUGGUGGGAUGUGUUAUGCUGCCAGCAGAGAUGAGCAGACCGACUGGUUGGGUGCACAGAGGAAAUGUUUGGAUAGAGGCUCCACACUCCCACUCCGUAUCGAUGACUCCACCAGACGGGGUCUCCGUGCCUCUCUCUCCGCCUCCUCAUCCGCCAAAGCCUUCUACUGGAUUGGCGCCUCUUCCUCAAUGACCGAAUGGCGAUGGGUUGAUGGUGAAGGAGUGGGGGACAGUGCCGAUUGGCCAGGUCAACCGUCCCCUAUCCCCUCUGCUUCUGAAGCUGUUCUCCUAGCCCGUCCACUCGAUUGGAAAUGGGUCCCCGCGUCUCAAACCGCGUGGAACUCGUUUCUUUGUCAAUCGAAACCGAAAUUUUGCACGUCGCCAGGUGUUGGAGAAGCGACGAAAGUCUCGUUCUCUUCUCAUUCAUAUGCGAUUGGAACGUUGUGUUUUUAUUCGUGUGAUGCUGGUUAUGAUCUACACGGGAUUAGACAGAGAGAGUGUGCAGAGAAUGGAAGAUGGACUGGAACGAUUCCCAAUUGUUUUAGAAAAUCGUGUGGUGCAGUGCGGCAAUGGAAGUUUGGAAGGAUCAAGCUCUUGAACAAAACCACUCUUUUUGAGAGUGAAGUUGAAUACGAAUGCUCAAACGGCUGGCACCUUGCCAACUCCCCCUCCCCCUCCUAUCGAUCACUUCGUCGAAUUUGUCAAUCCGACGGAACAUGGAGCAGUUCUGAGCCAACUUGUGAACUCGUCGAUUGUGGAAGACCGCCGCUUAUCGCGAAUGGAAGAGUUGACGUCGAAUCGACGACUUAUGAAUCGGUGGCCAAUUACACGUGUCAUCAAGGAUUCCGGCUAAUUGGACCGGAAUCGUUGAUGUGUGGAGAUAGAGGAGAAUGGCAACCGGCGACACCGUUUUGUUAUGACAUCGCAACCCUUCAAGAAAUCAAAGGCUCAACAUCGCAUGAACAGCAAAACGGAGGCGGAUCCGAUAGUACUAUCGCCAUGGCAGUCCUGGCUUCAGUUAUCGUAGCGAUUCUAUGUUACGGUAUCACGAAAUUCGCAAAAUCCACAAAUCACGGCACAAACGGGGAUUUAUCGAUAUCAAGGGACAAGUUGAAUGCAUCAAAUGCUGCAAUUUAUGCGACACCCUCGAUUCCACCACAACGACCGGAUUCCGUGAUUUACUACGCACCGACUGUGGCACAUAUGGAGGUACCUCCCCACCUCCUUCAACUCCAACAACUUCCCAACGGAAACAUCCACGUCACACUGCCAAUCGGGCGUCAAAUGGGCCGCCCAUCUCUUCCAUCAUCAAUGCUGUUCAACUCUUCAAUGCCACCUCCAUCACCGACUCCAUCUCAAAUAUUGUACUCAUUCGACCACGAACCGAUUUAUGACACUCCGCCCGAUACACACGUGUAUCAAUCUGAAAGUGUUUACGAACGUCUACCCGAUCGACCGGCACCUCCUCCUCCGAUUCCAAUCCGAGCGGAGAGUGGUGGAAAUGGAUGUGAUCUACCGCCACUUCCGCCACCGCCACCACGAUAG
Messenger RNA from Caenorhabditis remanei, 2226 nucleotides. RefSeq lists its product as uncharacterized. Bases 1 to 2226 code for a protein of 741 amino acids. The record is from RefSeq and is a predicted model, not a curated record. NCBI's taxonomy places the organism in Eukaryota, Metazoa, Nematoda, Chromadorea, Rhabditida, Rhabditidae. The transcript has 11 exons.